Messenger RNA from Sardina pilchardus (European sardine), 2499 nucleotides. It is a transcript of the gene desmb, whose product is annotated as desmin b. Gene Ontology annotation, biological process: intermediate filament organization; skeletal muscle organ development. The record is from RefSeq and is a predicted model, not a curated record. Gene Ontology annotation, cellular component: Z disc; cell-cell junction; intermediate filament. Bases 278 to 1744 code for a protein of 488 amino acids. The transcript is spliced from 9 exons. Lineage: Eukaryota; Metazoa; Chordata; Actinopteri; Clupeiformes; Clupeidae. Gene Ontology annotation, molecular function: structural constituent of cytoskeleton.
CUCGCCCGCUCUCCUCCUGCCUGUCUGCGUGUGUGUGCCGCCCGCACGUGUGUGUGAGACAUAGGCCAGUCCGACACUCUCUAGCCCUCUCUCUCUCGCUCCACACACACACACACACACACCCACCCACACACAAACACUCACACUCCUACACCAAGAAACACACAAGACACACACACACCUCCGGUCCGGUCACUACUCCCUCGUCUCUUGUCCAGUCUCCGGUCACUCUCUCUCUCUCCGUCCGUGCGCUCCCUUCUCUUCGCCCGGCGUCACCAUGAGUCGCUACGCGUCCUCGUCCGCUCAGUCCUCCUCCUACCGCCGCACCUUCGGCAGCCCCGGCUUCGUGUCCAGCCCGGCCGGACGCAACCUCUACGGCUCGCACGCCUCGCUGGCCGGCCUCGGCGGCGGAGGAUCGUCCGGCGCCCGCGUCUCCUCGCGCGUCUACGAGGUCCACAAGACGUCCAGCGCGUCUCUGCCCGGCCACGGCAGCUCCUACCGCGCCUCGUACGGCAUCCCGCUCCUGAGCUCGGGCGUGGCGGCGUCGUCGUCUGGAGGGCACGGUCGCUACGCGGGCAUGGGCGAGACGCUGGACUUCAGCCUGGCGGACGCGCUCAACCAGGAGUUCCUGGCCACGCGCACCAACGAGAAGGCGGAGCUGGCGCACCUGAACGACCGCUUCGCCAGCUACAUCGAGAAGGUGCGCUUCCUGGAGACGCAGAACCAGGCGCUGGUGGUGGAGAUCGAGCGGCUGAAGGGACGAGAGCCCACGCGCGUCGCCGACCUCUACGAGGAGGAGAUGCGCGAGCUGCGGAGGCAGGUCGAGAUGAUCACCAACCAGCGCUCGCGCAUCGAGGUGGAGAGGGACAACCUGGCCGACGACCUGGACAAGAUCAAGCUCAGACUACAGGACGAGAUGAUACACAGAGAGGAGGCAGAGAAUAACCUUGCCGCUUUCAGAGCAGACGUGGACGCCGCCACCUUGGCCCGUCUGGACCUGGAAAGAAGAAUCGAGACCCUGCAGGAGGAGAUCUCCUUCUUGAAGAAGAUCCACGAGGAGGAGGUGCGCGAGCUGCAGGCCCAGAUGCAGGAGACGCAGGUGCAGAUCCAGAUGGACAUGUCCAAGCCCGACCUGACCGCCGCCCUGCGGGACAUCAGAGCCCAGUACGAGGCCAUCGCCGCCAAGAACAUCUCCGAGGCCGAGGACUGGUACAAGUCCAAGGUGACGGACUUGAACCAGGCGGUGUCGAAGAACAACGAGGCCCUGAAGCAGGCCAAGCUGGAGACCAUGGAGUUCAGGCACCAGAUACAGUCCUACAUGUGUGAGAUCGACUCACUCAAGGGCACAAACGAGUCCCUGCUGAGGCAGAUGCAGGACAUGGAGGACCGUCACGGGCGCGACGCGGGCGGCUACCAGGAGAGCAUCACGCGGCUGGAGCUGGAGAUCGCCAACAUGAAGGACGAGAUGGCGCGCCACCUGCGCGAGUACCAGGACCUGCUCAACAUCAAGAUGGCCCUCGACGUGGAGAUCGCCACCUACAGGAAGCUCCUGGAGGGAGAGGAGAGCAGGAUCUCUAGACCCCUGCAGGCCUACAGCACCAUGAGCUUCAGAGAGACCAGUCCUGAGCACCAGCGCGCCUCCUCUGAGCUGCACUCUAAGAGAUCCGUCCUCAUCAAGACCAUCGAGACCCGCGAUGGAGAGGUGGUCAGUGAGUCCACACAGCAUCAGGCGGAUGUCAUGUAGACAGCAGAAACUUCAAACACACACACACACACACACACACACACACACACACACACACACACUCAAGGGGUUUUGUCAACUAGUCAACUAUUAAAACCGCUAGGCAGUGCUAGGCAUCAGUGAACUAGUCAUGGGCAGAAUGGCUAAGUGCUACACAGGCUACAUCUCCUACGUAUGGAGGCUCCUCACUGAAAAUGAGACCUGCUCCACAGUGACAUGUAAGUUGUGUACAGCUGUAUUAAAGUACAAUAAAGAAAACACCUCCUAUGGAUAACCAUCUAAAGAUGAGACACCUGCUGCUAACACUAGCACUAGCAGAAAUGUUAGCACCAGCAUUGUAGGCUACUGGCACAAAACACGGCUAACCGUCCAAAGAAACACCUGCUAUGGAUAACCAUCUAAAGAAACACCUGCUGCUAACAGCUAGCGCUAGCAGUGAUGUUAGCAUUUGCACUGUACCGGCAAAUAACACACCUGCUAUGGAUAACCAUCUAAAGUAACACAUGCUGCUAACAGCUAGUGCUAGCAGUAAUGUUAGCAUCAGCACUGUACCAGCAUAAAACGACAGCAUACUGUAAGUUGACUUGUUGACAACUAUUAUGACUUGUAUUAAGACUUGUCAACCAGUAAACAUCAGGAAUGGUGAAAGCCCUAAGACAUGUACACACACACACACACACACAUUGAACAAUAAGAUAUUUAACAAGUGAUGUCCAGUCAAAUAAACACACAAGAGACUGACAACCUGCAUCCUA